AUGGUUCUAAAUUACAUCAAGAAGAAGGGUGUAUUUUCAAAGAAGUAUGUUUUCGUACCGAUAGUCGUGUGGUCACACUGGAGCCUGUUGAUAUUCUGCAAUCUGGGUGAGACUCUCGUUCGCUCAAAAGUCAAUGCUCCUUGCAUGCUGCUCUUGGAUUCGUUGCAUGCAAUAGGUCCAACGAGGCUCGAACCUUUAAUAAGAAGGCUUCUCUUUGACAUGUAUACAUCAGAGAAAAGGCUGGAGACUGAAAAGCAGCUUAAGAAAAUGCCUCUCUUGAUUCCCAAGGUACCCCAGCAGAAAAAAGGCGAUGAGUGUGGAUUUUAUGUUCUCUACUUCAUAAAGCUCUUCCUAGAAAGAUCUCCCGAGAAUUUCGGCACAUCUGAGGGCUACCCAUACUUUAUGAAGAAAGACUGGUUCAAUGUUGAAGACAUAGAAUCCUUCUGCAAGAGUCUCGAUGCUUUUCCUCCAGCCGAAAGUAAACCUGAUGAUUCUGCUUCCAGUGAUUCUAGUGAUUGUGUUCAGUUAAUCGAGUGCUCCUCUUUUAGUGGCAGCUAG
Molecule: messenger RNA, 558 nt
Organism: Striga hermonthica
Lineage: Eukaryota; Viridiplantae; Streptophyta; Magnoliopsida; Lamiales; Orobanchaceae
Source: the annotation of a GenBank genome assembly